Molecule: messenger RNA, 593 nt
Organism: Colletotrichum scovillei
Lineage: Eukaryota; Fungi; Ascomycota; Sordariomycetes; Glomerellales; Glomerellaceae
Exons: 5
Coding region: 143-403 (86 amino acids)
Source: RefSeq, a predicted model, not a curated record
AAUCAAUUCAAGGAAGCCGGAAUCCAACGACGUCUCCCGUAGACACCGACGACUGCAAUCCGUGUCUCUUGUCAACCUUGCGACCUCUCGAUACAUACAAGCCGACGAAUAACGACGCUCAGCCGAACGGCUAUCCGCUACCAUGCCCGUCCCUUUCGAAACCCUGAUUCCCUAUGGAAUCAUGAUUGCUAUGUUCGGUAUCACCGGUACCGGACUGCACGUCAUCAAGGGCAUUCAGAACGGCGGAAAGAAGCCCCGUUGGGGCUUGGAUCAGUGGGAUAGGCAAAUGAUGGACCGGGAUCGCAGACUCACGGGCGAUCUGCGGGGACAGAUUGCCAACCACGAAGCGCCUCCAGGCUUCGAACUGAACCACCCCUGGAGAUUGGAGAAGCGUAUGACAUAGAGGAUGGGGUUCAACAGAAAACAUGUAUGCUACUUUGCCUGGAAACCAUGGGGGUUUCACUAUUCAUCAUCCCUUCAGCCACCCAAUGAAACUUUUAUUUCCUGUUCAGUCUCAGAACUGCUGCCGUAGUCUAUGCGAUUAUUGAGUUAAUCGUGCCGGUCACGUCUAGUGGAGGGGUGGGAGGUGGGCC